UCCACCAUUUCUCUGGUGAUGUGGUCUUACCGGUGAUGCUGCACCAGCCUUCCUGGUUUCCUCUUGCAGGUGCAAUGUUGUCAAUGAACAGCUGAUCAGUAACAUGUAAUAUAACCAUCUUCUUGAUUCGGUUCAAAAGGAAUUCAUCGUGUCGGUGAAGCCUCCCCUAUCUCAUCACUCUAAGGCCAUUACGCUGUCUUGAAUUCAGGUAUUCCAUCUCAUCUGUAACACAGUAUCCAGCAACAAGUUUCCCUAAACCAGCGGAGAAGUGUCUCAAGGUAAAGUUAAAAAAAAAAAAGUUUUAGCACAAAAACUUGAACAUGAACCCCUUCAAGAACGUGAUGCGUUCGAUCCUGCAGCGUCGUAGUGGUGAUGCUCGGUUGUCUCGCUGGGCCUUGAAGGUGGCCUGUCUCCAGGAUCUAUUACAGCACCUGGUAGGCCAGGACAAGUCUAUCAACGCCAUGGGUAACGUCGCUAGUGAUCUACCCCAGGAAACUCCUGCCAAAAAGGGUUUACAGUUGCCCGCCGACAACCAUACAUCCUGCCAUGAUUCUCCAGAAUUUCUCGUCAAGUUAGCUAAGAUCCUUGUGGUAAAGUCCCUUGCUGAAGACAACCUGGAUGGCAUCACAGAAAAUGUUUUCUUGAAAUACGUGUGCAAGGAUAACCAGCCACUUGGUAAACGGUUGUUUCACUACCUCAUGACUCGCUGGCAAGAGAGCUCUGAAGUAGAGUCAGAGAAUGACGACUUGCAGGGUCUUAUGUCUAAAGCAGCAUUCUUAUCAUCAGCAAAUUGCCUUUUGGGGCUCUUGUCAGAUUCUCGACAACUUGAGUUCUACAUUAAGGUAUUUGCAGAUGACAAAGAAAAGAUUGAAAGAAAGGAUGUGUAUGAGCUGGUAUUUGCUGCCUAUCAGAUAUCCACAGUUGCCCAUCAUACUUGCUGCUUGCCAGAUGAUAUCCUCAUGGCUGUUGUAAAUUCUGCUAUGCAUGGGAAGGAGAGUGUGAGCACCAAAUAUCUACACAGUUGGGUGUCUCAACAUUGCCCUCGUCUAGUGAUGUGGCUACACCGUUGCAUCACUCACAUGCUGACUGUUGGUCAUCGUACGAUACCAGAUAAUACAGAUGAAGGAGAGGAUGUUCGAGAUACACCAGUCCUAGACUGCCCCAGCAAGACUUCGUGUGUAACUCUUCACCCAGCACUCAUCUGGCUUUUAACAGGAACUCUGCCCACUAUAUACACAAAGCAACAGAAGAACCAGGAUCUUUCCUCAUCUAAUAAUCUGUUGUUGGAUCCUCAUGUCUUCAUUAACAAAAUGAUUUCUGCUGGAAGUCCUACACACUGGAUCCUACUCUAUAACAGUGAAAAUGAUGGCCUCAGUAUUAACAGAUUCCAGUACCAUGUAUUUGGCUACCGAAGCCCAACAAUGAUGUUCAUAACAGCAGAAGGUGGUAACCUGUUUUGCUUGGCAUGUGACAUUGACUGGAGAGACUCGAAGCAUUUCUGGGGUGGCGAGAAUUGUCUCUGCAUGCAGUUAACCCCAGAAUAUAAAAUCAUUGAAAGUGGUGCAAAGAUAAUGUACUUCAAUAUAUCAUCACGAGGGUUUCCAACUGGUAUUCAAGUGGGUAAAGACAGCACCAAUCGUGCCCUCACACUUGACUUAAAUCUCACAUUAGUCACCUACCGCAUGAUUCCUUACAAGUUGCAGUCGAUUGAAGUCUGGGGAUGUGGUACAUGUGAAGCCAAAGAAGCACAAACCGAGCUGAAAAAACGUGAAAUAAGAGAUGUCGAGAAUCGACGGAAAGUUAAAUUAAAUAGUUCUGACUGGUUGGACAAUCCUGACCGCUAUCUUAUUGAAUUGGCAGGUACACGCCUAAGUUAUGCUCAAUAUGACACACCUGCUCCUGGAAACUCUUCUAAAAAUUCAUAGUUGAGGCCACUGAUUUCUUUGUGAUUGCUUUAAAUACUGUACUGUAUUAGACCUGACUGCAGUAGUAGUUAAAUGUGUUAAGAUAGUUAUUCAAGUUUUUAAAUUCUGGUAAUGUAUAAGUAAAUACAGAAAUUAGUGAGAAGACAUACUCAGGAUAUCCAUGUUGACUAUGGUUGUUAAAUCUUGUUUUUGAAUGCACAUUAAAUCCAUAAUAUUAUAUGUAAUAAAGCUGUUAGGUUUGUUAUUUGUAUAAGUCAUAUUGUUAUGAAAUUUGUAUGAGGCAUAUUCCAGUUGUUGGCUUCAUUCCAUCUUAUGAUUCCCUAGUCUAGUGAUCUAAUUUCAGUGUAAUGUUGUUUAGUAUUCAUAAUCAGUUAAGGUUAUACGCUGAAGAAGGCUGUAAUUUCUUAAACCAAAUUUUUCUGUUGUUUUUUUGUCUGGCUUUUUACAUCCAUGCUUCACUUGUACUAAUUUUCAUGUACGAGUUUGGUCAUGUAUUGUUCUGCAAUUCACUUUUCCCCCUUCAUCCAACAUUUAAGCAUUUUUCUGUUUUGUUAAUACUAUGCUAUGUUUACAACCCUGUUUUCAUAUCAACAACUUGACCUCUUUACUCCUGAAAUAUGAAGUUUAUUUUACAUGGACAUUCUCUUAUCCAUUUUACUGAGAGUAUAUUUCAGAGUAUAUUUCUUUCUUUUUGGGUCACCCUGCCUCGGUGGGAAACAGCCAAUGUGUUAAAAAAUAAUUAUUUCUCAUACUACCCAUAUUGUGAAUGUUCCUUCUACCCAAUCCCAUUUAAAUUUGUUAACCUUUGCCUUCCUGUUGGGUAUUUUCUCAAUAUAGUAAUAUCACUAAUAUUAAAGACUUGAGCCCCUGGGAUUGGGUCUGCGAUAAGUUUUUUUUUUUUUGUGUAAUGCAUCUUCACAUUAUGUAUUGUGCAAUUAUUCAGAUCCUCAGUGUUUUUUAACUGCACUAACAACUCUUCCUCAGUAUUUUUUGUUACUAAGCACUAGCUGCAUUUAGUCAUUAUUAUUACUUAUUUUUACUAAGUACUUGCUAUAUUUUAGUUGUUAAUUUUACUGAAGACUCUUUCGGGUUUAGCUCUUAGUCUGAUUGUAUUAUUAUUAAUAGUAUUAAUUUUACUAAAAAGAAAACAAAGCUUGAUCACUUUUACUUAGAACAAAGCUUCAUGUCUUAUUGUGUAAAGAAGUGUUUUGUGUGAUGGCUGAGGUACCAGUGAGUACUCUAUGGCUGUUCUAUAUGCUGGGUUUUUGUUUUCAGAUAAACUAGGUCUGUGAUCUGGUUUAUAGAUAAUAUGCUUCUCUCAAGUUUUUUAAAAGAAGGAAGAUUAGCCAUUUACUUACACCAAAAUGAAAAAGUGUUGUGUAGAUACUUAAAAAGGAUUUUCUUGCCUGGACCAACAAGCCUACUUCCGUGCCUCACUUUUUUUUUAAUAUAUUUUAACACUUCAUAAUUUUAGAAUACUGUACUGAUAAUCACUACAUAGUGUUUUUAACUAUCUGAAAAUUAUAGUAAAUUAAAGUAGAGACAGUUAUAUUCUUCUUAA
Messenger RNA from Cherax quadricarinatus, 3486 nucleotides. RefSeq lists its product as uncharacterized. Gene Ontology annotation, cellular component: nucleus. NCBI's taxonomy places the organism in Eukaryota, Metazoa, Arthropoda, Malacostraca, Decapoda, Parastacidae. Gene Ontology annotation, biological process: response to oxidative stress. The record is from RefSeq and is a predicted model, not a curated record.